AUGCAAAACAAAAUGGAAGACAAAAAUCAAACAUUGCGCUCGAAAACGCAACUUAAAAAUAUUCUGCGAAAUGCCGCGUUUAAAAAUGAAUUAUCAGCCGAUAUGCGCUGCUCGCGUGCCAAAAUGCUACUGUCGCAAAUGGACGCCAAUGGGAGGAGUCACUGCCAAAGCGAUUUUAAAAAAUAUAUCGUUCCCGAGCCCAAAACUAACGAUCCCACCAGGCCAUCUGACCAGGCAGGCCAACACCCAGCACUGCUGAGCAGCCGCGGCAAACAGAUGCACAUAUGUGCCAGAUAUUUUCCCAAACAACCGGGUCCGCCGCCCAGCGACAAAGCAUUCUCCAUGUGCACGGGCAAACGCAGGGUUUUGGACGCCAUAGUGGCGAAUGCCAAUAGCCAAGUCAGUUCACGCCCAGCGGAGCUGCAAGCGAAGCAGAAGCAGCUAAUCCCCGACAGCGAAAAGGACUACCUGCUGGAGUGGCUGGAGAAGACAGCGCAGUGGGCCGUGCUGGAGCAUAAAAGUCGCCACGAAGCUGCGGCAGAGAAGGCCGCACCGGAAGGUCCAGCUAGCCACAGCGAUGGUGGCGAGUUGAGAGCGCAGAAUCCAUUUGACCUGGCUGCCGCCAAGGUGGAUGAACUGCCGGUGGAACUGUCGGAUGCUGCGGUAGCGGAGCAGGUCAUGAAGAGCUUUGGGCGUAGCGAGAACUUGCGCCCUGCGUUUCCCGAAAGCUGUGUGACGGAUGAUAUCCUAAUGCUGGACAGACCCAAGAAUGCCGUGCGCCUGGACUGUGCGCUGCCGCCAAUGAAUGUGCAGGAGUGCUGCCGGCAGGGCGACUUCGUCAGGAUCGCCGUGUGCAAGGUGUACAGUCCCUUUCAGUUCUGGUUCCACUUUCUGCAUGCCACGGACGACGACGAUCCGCUGGCCGAGCUGACCAUCGAAAUGAACUCGUUUUACAAUCGUCCGUUGGAUCCGGCGUACAGGACAGCGAUGCCCAGCUGCUUUCACAAAGCCGGCUACAUAUGCGCGGCUCAACAUGGAACUGACUGGCGACGGGCCAGAGUGCUGCACACCGCGCCCACAGACGCCACCUGGGUGUACGUCUACCACGUGGACUAUGCCACGUCCUUUGAAUUGUCGCCGAGUAAAUUGCGUUUUCUGCCGGAUCGCUUUGCGAACACCCCAAUACUGGCUGCCCGCGGCACACUGUCGCACAUACAGCCGUUGGGCAUCCACUGGCCGCCGGAUAGCGUCAGUCACUUCAAGCGUUUGGUGUACGACGCAACGCUGCAUGCACAGGUGAUCGAAGUGGACGCCGCGGCGGGCAUUUUCUUCAUGCGACUGUCGCAGAGCAAGGAGUUUGCGCCGUCGAUCAACAAGCUGCUGGUGGAGGCCGGCUUGGCGGCGUUUAGCGAGAACUACAGUCGCGCGGUCAUCGCAUACAAUUGCGGCCGAAGGCUACGCUACCUACGCGAGCGACUGCCCAGCUUCGAGAUACUCGAGUCGCGCACGAUGCCGCUGAAUGACGAGGAGUUCGAGCAGUAUUUCGAUGCCAUCAUCUAUUGCCCCUCGUUCCACAGCGAUUUCCAGCUGCCGCAGCUGCAGAAUCCCUUUCACAGCGGCCUCCUCGAAGCGCUGGCCGCCUGGAUGCCCGCCUAUCGCCGCGAACAGGAGCACUGGCGUCGCAUGUACAAGCAGGCGGACAUGCAGCUGCUGGAGGUUCGUCGGCAGACCAAAAGGAAGGCGGCCAGCGAGACGCACGGGAAGGAAGUGCUGGCCGAGUCUGGUGGGCAAGUGGUGCAGGAAGCUGCAGCGAAGCAGGAAGAUGCAGGAUCACAACAGCAGCAGCAGGAGGAGCCAAACUAGCGCUAGAAACUGGAAACCAAAGCGCAUGAUCCACGGCAGCAACUGCAUCAUUUUGAGGCACCACCAUAAUUGUACCCACUGUAUUUUACCCACAACUUGACCACCAGUUCUUGGAACUUUGCUACCAAACCAAAAAGCUUUCGCAUUUCUUUUCUUCUCGUUUUUUGUUCUUUUUUUGUUUGCCUUUCUAAUACCAACAAUUUUUGUUACCAAAUA
Molecule: messenger RNA, 2079 nt
Organism: Drosophila teissieri
Lineage: Eukaryota; Metazoa; Arthropoda; Insecta; Diptera; Drosophilidae
Exons: 6
Coding region: 1-1863 (620 amino acids)
Biological process (GO): spermatogenesis
Source: RefSeq, a predicted model, not a curated record